UGCACAGCACAGUAGAAUAUUACUGAAACUGAAGAGAUUGCGUAUGUAUUUAAAUUGUUAUUCAAGUUAAUUAUAAUAAUAGCUUUAUUGAAAUAAUUUGAACAGUGUUGAUUUUUAAAUGAGAUGAAAAAAGGUUUUAAAUAGGUACAAAGCCCUAAACUGUAUGUUUAGGCUUACGAAAAUAGUGGUUCUGCCGAAGAAAUACCCAAGAUUUUUAUACUCGCAUUUUACUUUGAAGUAUAAGUUUCCUCUUAACCGACUUUCAACUAUGGAUGAAUCUAAAGCUAAAGAAAGUGUGACCACUCCAGACAAGCACAUGUCGAAAAAGUACUACCGGCGUGCAGAACACAGAAUCUUCGUAAACAGAUCGCUGCAUUUGGAGAACAUUAAGUUCUAUGGCUUCGAUAUGGACUAUACCUUGGCCGAAUAUAAAUCGCCACAGUAUGAAACAUUAGGAUUCAAUUUAACCAAAGAGAGAUUAGUAACCAAAGGAUACCCCAAAGAAAUCUUAGAAUUCGAAUAUGAUCCAUCAUUUCCAGUCAGAGGCCUGUGGUUCGACACACUAUACGGUAACCUAUUAAAGGUAGACGCCUAUGGUAACAUUCUCGUGUGCGUGCAUGGAUUUGAGUUUCUUAAACAUUCACAAGUAUACGAAUUGUAUCCAAAUAAAUUCUUGACAUUAGACGAGUCUCGAGUUUACGUAUUGAACACGCUAUUCAACUUGCCCGAGACGUAUCUAAUCGCCUGUUUGAUUGACUUCUUCACUAACUCCAAGGACUACAGCAGAGAGAAGACGGGAGUGCGCGCAGGAGACCUAGCUAUGUCCUACAAAUCCAUCUUCCAAGACGUCCGCAACGCCGUCGACUACGUUCACAUCCACGGCGACCUCAAACAGAAGACCACAGAGAACUUAGACCUAUACCUGAAGAGGGAUGAGCGUCUGCCAAUGUUCCUCUCUAGGAUCCAGGAGAGCGGUGCCAAGCUAUUCAUACUGACAAACAGCGACUACAAUUUUACGGACAAGAUCAUGACGUAUCUGUUCGAUUUCCCGUAUGGAGCGAAGCCGGGCGAGCCCCACAGAAACUGGCGGACGUACUUCGACUACAUAGUGGUGGACGCGAAGAAGCCGCUCUUCUUCGGCGAAGGCACAACUCUACGGCAGGUCGACACAAGGACGGGCGCGCUCAAAAUGGGCCACCACGUCGGGCCCUUGCAUGAGGGACUCGUUUACUCUGGAGGUUCCUGCGACGUGUUCACCGUCCUCAUCGGCGCCAAAGGCAAGGACGUGCUGUACAUCGGUGACCACAUUUUCGGUGACAUCCUCAAGUCCAAGAAGAUCGGCGGUUGGCGCACUUUCCUCAUCGUGCCCGAACUAGUGCAGGAGCUGCAUGUGUGGACGGACAAGUGCCAGCUGUUCGCGCAACUGCAGAGUCUGGACGUGCAACUUGGAGAUAUGUACAAAGACUUGGACUCGAGCACAAAGGAGAAGCCGGACAUUUCAAAACUGCGGAUGGCGAUCCGUGACGUUACGCACAAGAUGGACCUCGCCUAUGGCAUGCUCGGCUCCCUAUUCCGCUCUGGUUCCAGACAGACAUUCUUCUCAUCACAGGUGGUGAGAUACGCGGACCUGUACGCGGCGUCGAUCCUGAACCUGAUGUACUACCCGUUCUGCUACAUGUUCCGCGCGCCCGCCAUGCUCAUGCCGCACGAGUCCACGGUGGCGCACGAGCAGCGCUUCACGCUGCACGCACCCACCAUCGACAGGUCCCGGCACCCGAGCGCCAUGCGCGCCUACAGCGUGGCGUCGGUGGGCGACGACAUCGACGACCAGAGCGCCAUCUACACGGACACUAGGGACUCUAAGGACGUGCGUGUCCCGGUGGCUUGUGCGUCCGGCGCCAACGUGCCGCACGCGCGGCCCGAGACGCCGCGCCAGCUCACGCACACGCACGACGAGGACUGCUCGGACGACGACGACCAGGCCAAGCACAAAUAAACCACCCCGGCCGACCACUAACCAAGCCACGUCGAACGGUACGGACCGUACACUUUUAACAUCGAGAGAACACGCGGGGUCUCGCUCUCGUCGGAAUGGCCGAGCGACCUUAACGGGUGACGUCCGGAAUCGAGUGAGUCUUCAGAUGUCCGAAUAUCGUUACAGAGUAUAACAUUUUAACGGAGACGGAGGAUCACGCGGAGACUACGUCCGAAUACGUCUAUUAUAGUGCGACGUAAACUAGUAGAAAUAAAAUAAAAUAGAACAAAACAAUUCCAUACUAAAUUGUUGCCACGUUUAAGCAUUUUACGUCAAAAAUGUGACAGUUACGUAGGAAGUGGCGCCCUCAUUUAUUUUCUACAAUUUCUUGUUGGACUAUACUAUAACAUGAGAGGUUGUGGAAUAUGCAAAUAAUUCCGCGUGCGUGUUUGAUAAAACAGCAGUACCUACAAUGUAACGAAUUAAUACAUUGAACUGAAUUAUUCAAUAUGGUCUUAGUAUGGUAGCGUUUAUACAGAAGUGAUGCAUCGUUUUCUUUUUAUACUGACUAUCGUUAAAAGAUUUCAUGACUCACUGAUGUGCAUUGUGCAAUCGCUACCAUGCUUUGAUGGUGAUCUCGACAUAUUUCUCAACUUUAACCGUAAAAUUGUCUCAAUACUGUUAAAGAAAAUAACUUCUUAUUAGAGUUCUGCUUCUACAUCAACAAAUAUUUUCAGAUAUUUAACCACAGACAACUAGACUAAUAGACGUUCAAAGUGUAUAAAAUAAUCUGUCGUGUAUGAGAGCGGGAAACUUUUUUUUAAUACUUCUAUUAAUUUAGUAGUCUGUGACUUUCGAAUUUGCCUUAAACUCUUGUCAAUCAUUCUAUAGUACGUUUAGCUCAAUACUUAUAGUCUGAUUAGACUAAUGUAAUUUUACAAAAUAACAUCUUGAAUUACAUACGCUACUUUAAUUAUGUAAUUAAUUAUGUGUAAGAUUAAAAUUAAGUGUCGUUUGGUAAUUCGGUCUUAACCCUUUUCUGGGCCGCACUAAUCUAAAAGGUUUUAUCCAAAUAUAUUCCAAUUAAUCCAGCUUUGAUGAUUCAUUUGAAGCCAAGUCAUAUUCCCCGAAAGUGCAAACUAAUUUGAACCUUAUAUCGGAAUGCUAAAGUUGAAAUUUUGUUGGCGCGUAUGUGGUCGUUCAAUCGUAUGCCUGGAAAAGGGUUAACAUUUUAACUGUUGAUUAUUUGAGUAAACAUAUAGCUUGAUAGGUAAAAAUAUUACCUCAUAACAACAAUAAGAGUUAUUUAGUAGAUUAAAAAAUACUAGGGCUUGAUACACGAUUCUAAUUCCGGUGUUAGAAAUAAGUUCAAUAAUUAUUAUUAAUCAAAAAGAUCCUAAAGUUUAGUCACCUUACUUGUCACUACAAUGAGUGUCCAAAAUUAACAAUGAGUAGAGUUGACCAUGGUUUUAAACAAUAUUUGAAAAAAAAAAUAACUUUGUCUCCGUAGCUGUUGUUGCCAUCGCAGUGGCAUUCAAUUAUAGUAGUUAAGGGUGAUUCCUUAUUAGUCCGUUUAAAAUUGUAAUUAAAUAUUUUUUCCCGCAAUGGAAAAGUCUGAUUCUGGUGAUGAUGAUGUAUUGUGAUUUUAAUAAGUACCCAGUUAUAGUUAUACUGUAAGCUUGUGGGUGCUAUUACGUUAUUAGCUAUAUAAAUAGAUAUCGACCGCCAUUUGUAUUUUAGCGGUCAAAAUUUAGAUUUAGGGGCCAUUUUUUGUGUGAAAGGACUAGUCUUGUUCAUAUGGAUCGCGUAAUCUGUUGAAAUGCUUGAGUUACUGAUAUGUGACGUAUUCAAGCAAAAGGUACCACUUUGUCGCUUACCAUAUAGACAGAAAUUUGCUUAGGUCUUUAUACGAAUUAUUACGAAUAACCUGUCAGAGCGUCCUUAUGGCAAACGAUAAUGUGGUACCUUUUACUUGAGAACGACACAUAUGUAGUUUUUUACGAGUAGUUUAAAUAGUUUUUAAGGAGUUAAAGUAUUUUAACUCAAGGAUACUUUAGAUUUAUGGCAAAUAUCAGCAAUCUUAAUAUUGUAAAAAAGUGUCAUUAGUUUCAAAAUUACCCAUGAAUUAAAAUGCUUUCCACCCUUACUAUUGUGAAUGCGAAUUCUUUGAUAGACGCAGGACAAUAUUUAACUCCUUAAACGUUCAAAGGCAGACGGCACGGCUAACAUUUAGAAAAUGUAUUCCCUUUGUCGUGCUGAUUUAAAGGGUUAUAUGAUGUGUGGUUGUGCAAACUAUCCCUGUAAAAAAUAGUUUGUAAAAAAUAGUAAAUACUAGUUUUGCCAGUGGCGAGUAUCGUUACAUUUUUAUGGAACAGGGAUUUAAAAAGUUGUUGAUUAUAGCUGUAAAUAGAAGUUAGUAGUUUCUAUGAGGCUAUAAUUUUAACAAUGUUCUAUUUACCAUACUCGCAUUUCUUUGAUUGCUGCUAUUAAAAUUGUUUUUACAUUUUUGUAAGAUAGGAAUUAUUGUAAAUUCUUAGGCUUCUUUACUUCAUGUAAGUUAAGUUUUUGUUAAAUCAUUGAUAUUUUAUUUGUGUUGACAUUGCGUUUACUUUAUGUAAUAUUUAAGUUUGAUUGUUUUUUAAGUAAUCUAUAGGAACAAAUAGCUAUAAUUCGAAUGUAGCAUAAUAUUACGUUUAAAAAGAGGGAUGUUUUGUAUCUAAGUAUAGUGAUUCCACUUUUUACUAAUUACACAAAUGUAGAAAUUAUAGAUCGCAAAAAAUAAAUAAAUGAAAAAUAACAA
This is a messenger RNA of Cydia splendana, 4775 nucleotides long. It is a transcript of the gene Nt5b, whose product is annotated as cytosolic purine 5'-nucleotidase. Gene Ontology annotation, molecular function: 5'-nucleotidase activity. The coding region runs from base 164 to 1996 and encodes 610 amino acids. NCBI's taxonomy places the organism in Eukaryota, Metazoa, Arthropoda, Insecta, Lepidoptera, Tortricidae. The record is from RefSeq and is a predicted model, not a curated record. The transcript has 13 exons.